AUUACAUCAGAAGCAUCUUUGGGGGCAAAAGAGAAAGAAAGAAGAAGAGAUCGCGAUUGUAUAAGCUCCUCCAUUGUCGACGAAAAAGCUACCCUUCGCAAACCCUAAAAACACUUGCUUCUCCAAUCAAAAUCACGCGGGAAAAUCCAAGUCCAAUAGCUUAUCCUACCCGGGUUCCAUAGUCUAGCUGAUUAGGGGUUUUCUAUACCUGGGCUCUAGUGGGAGGUUGCGAUUCGUGAGAUCUAUCUGCCUUGUGAAACGUGUAAGUUGAUCAUGGUAUAGCUGUUAUUUGUGCAAAUCAAGAUAUGGAAUCAGAGAGCGCCAAGUUUGGAGGUCCAAGAGAAUUGGGUGGUGCACGUGAUCUUAUAACUCAGUACAAGCUGUUGCCACACCAUGAAUUCUUUUGCAAGAGAUCACUUCCUGAGUCGCUUUCAGAUGCUCAUUACCUUCACAAUGUGGUGGGCGACACAGAUAUUAGAAAGGGAGAAGGAAUGCAGCUGGAUCAGCUUAUUCCAAAUGCGUCUCAUAACCGAGAUACAAAUGCUCGCAUCCAACCUUUUGUUCUAGAUGAACUUAAAGAGGCUUUUGAGCUUAAUGAUACAUCUCCUGUUGAAUUGCCUCCUGCAGAGAAGGGUGCUCUUACCAUUGCGUCAAAAUCAAAAAGCGAGUCAAAAGAUAGGGACAGGAAGCAUAAAAAACACAAGGAUAGGAAUAAGGAUAAAGAUAGGGAACAUAAGAAGCACAAACACAAGCAUAAAGAUAGGAGCAAAGAUAAGGAUAAAGACAAGGAUCGCGAGAGAAAGAAGGAAAAAAGUGGACACCAUGAUAAGAAAAGGAAGCACAAUGGGAAUGAAGAUCUUGAUGACGCUCAGCGGCACAAAAAGAGCAAGCAUAAGAGUUCCAAGGUUGAUGAGCGAUAGAGGUUGGGGGUUGGAGGUUGAAGCGGUGGAGAGACUUAAGUUUUUGUAUUACACAUCCAAGUAGGUGGAGGUUUAGAAACAGCUACCGUACUCACUUUUGAAUACUUUGUUAGGCCAGUGUCCAUGUGUUCUCUUCUGUUCAUGUCAGUCCCGUCACUAGAUAACGAUGUCUUUAGUGACUGAUGGACUGAAUGCUGCUAAUCUGACAUUGGAACUCGAUUUUUUUAAUUUGUCAGAUAUUGAAAACAUCAAUGAUCAUAUAUUUCCUGCUC
Messenger RNA from Brassica napus (rape), 1192 nucleotides. RefSeq names its product probable mediator of RNA polymerase II transcription subunit 19b. The coding region runs from base 306 to 920 and encodes 204 amino acids. Gene Ontology annotation, cellular component: mediator complex. The transcript has 6 exons. Gene Ontology annotation, molecular function: transcription coregulator activity; transcription factor binding. Gene Ontology annotation, biological process: positive regulation of transcription by RNA polymerase II. The record is from RefSeq and is a predicted model, not a curated record. Lineage: Eukaryota; Viridiplantae; Streptophyta; Magnoliopsida; Brassicales; Brassicaceae.